Molecule: messenger RNA, 1005 nt
Organism: Gossypium raimondii (Peruvian cotton)
Lineage: Eukaryota; Viridiplantae; Streptophyta; Magnoliopsida; Malvales; Malvaceae
Product: mediator of RNA polymerase II transcription subunit 23-like
Exons: 7
Coding region: 241-816 (191 amino acids)
Biological process (GO): positive regulation of gene expression; proton motive force-driven ATP synthesis; regulation of transcription by RNA polymerase II
Cellular component (GO): mediator complex; transcription regulator complex
Molecular function (GO): proton transmembrane transporter activity
Source: RefSeq, a predicted model, not a curated record
GUUUGAUGUAUUGCCUAUUACAGGCCUAUUACAACACGGAUGUAUUCAUCAUUUUCUCUGCUUCAACAACGAUUAGCCAAUCCGUUUCAAAAGUAAGGAUUAGCUAAUCGUUUCUGUUUUACCCUCCCCAGCCAAAAUCUGCUGCUCCACCCCACCCUCUCCCUCCCAACAUCAACAGCAGUUUUCUUCGAACCAAAUCUCCACCGUCUCGCGUUUGGGAAGCGAGAAAGUGCGAGAAAAAUGAGCAGACCGGGGAAGAAAGUCGUCGAUGUCGCGUUCAAAGCAUCAAAGAACAUUGAUUGGGAAGGGAUGGCUAAGCUUUUGGUCUCCGAUGAGGCUCGCAAAGAGUUCGCUACUCUUCGUCGCACUUUUGAUGAAGUUAACUCUACUUUACAAACCAAAUUCAGCCAGCCAGCUUGUGAAACGGUCAUGAAUUGGUUAUCUUCUGGUGGAGUUACAGAGUUGUUACCUGAAGCAAAUGUACAGCCCAAUGAGAGAUUCAUGGUGAUGCGGGAAGUUAGUCCAUUGCCUAUUUCACUGUUAUCUGGCUUUUCAAUGAAUCUUUAUUUGAAGUUGGUCUUUCAAAUGGAACAAUCUUUAUUUGCUGGGCAGGUUGUUCCUAGUAUUGCUAUGGUUGAAACAUACACCAGAUUGUUGCUCAUUGCACCUCAUUCGUUAUUUUGUUCGCACUUCAGUCAUUUGGCACAGAGGAAUGCUUCUUUAUUGAGCAAGCCUGCGGUGACACUUCUGGUGCUUGAAAUUGUCAACUAUCGUCUGCUUCCACCGUACAGGUGUAGAGAUCCCCAAGUUUGUUGACACCGUCACUCCUCAAUACAAACCAAAAUUUGAUGAAUUGCUUGUAGAAUUGAAAGAGGCAGAGGAGAAAUCCUUGAAAGAGUCUGAGCGAUUGGAGAAAGAAAUUGCCGAGGUUCAAGAACUUAAGCAAAAGAUCAACACCAUGAUCGCAGACGAGUACUUUGAGAAACAUCCAGAGCUUAAAAAGAA